AUGCAGGACUCCAGCAACAAGGAGCGCUGUGAGGAGCUCAGGAAGGCCCUGAGCACUGCCCACGAGAAGUUCUGCUUCUGGCCAGACAGCCCCUGCCCAGAUCGCUUUGCCAGGCUGCUGGUGGACGAGCCCCGAGUGCUGCUCCAGGAUUUCCUGGAUCGCUUCCGGAGCCUGUGUCAGCUCGAGCUGCAGCUGCCCUCCCUCAAGCCAGAAGACCUGAAAAACAUGUCCCUGACAGAGGAGAGGAUCUCUCGGCUCCUGCAGCUCAUCGGGGAGGAGCUGGAACCCACAGGAGCAGAGGCAGAGAAGCCUCCUGGGAAGUUCUCCACGGAACUCCUGCAGGUGCAGGUUCCUGCCUGCGUGCUGGCGCUGUGUGGCUGGACCUGCAGCGCUGCCUCGGGCUCCAUGAACCUCCCGGUGAUCACCUGCUCCCGCUGCAUGAGGAAGGUGGGGCUGUGGGGCUUCCACCAGCUGGAAUCUGCCGCAGCUCCGGAGCUGGAUUCCUGUGGCUCCAGCAGCACCGCCCCGGCUGCUCCCGAGCGCUUCCCGCCCGUCCCCACGUCCCCACGCAGGAUGCUGACACGGAGCCAGGACCCGGGGUCCGAGCAGCACGAGAAGAGCCCAUCCCCGGCCGUGGCCCGCCCGCGGGGCUGGGAUUCUCCCAGCUCCAUGGACAGGGGCGAGUUGGACGUGAGCAGCCCCGCGCUGCGCAGCCGCCCCGUGACGCGCAGCAUGGGCCAGGGGGACACCAUGGAGGUGCCCUCCAGCCCCGCGCGCAGGGCCAAGCGCGCGCGCCUCUGCUCCUCCGGCGGCUCGGACGCUGCCUUGAGGAGCUUCUUUCACCCCAGCUCUCAGCACCGCGAUUGGUGUCCCUGGGUGAGCACUGGGGAGGCAGAGGAGACCCUGGAGGAUGCUGAGAAGGAGCCGGGGAAAGCUGAGCCAGGCUGGCAAGUGGUGCUGAAGAGGCUCCUUGGCAUCCAAAAAUGUGACACAGCGCCCGACACGGAGCCAGUGGUGAGCACGGGGCAUCCCAGCUUGUCCAGGCAGCAGAACUUCGGGCUGGUUUCUCCUGGUGCCCUUUGCCAGUGGCGCCUGCAGCUGCUGCUGCAGCACCUUGACCUGUACCCGCUGCUGUGUUCCCAUCCUUUCCAGAGCCUCUCGGAGAAAUCCUGCAAGGUGUUCCGCAUUUUCCGCCAGUGGGAGAGCAUCAACUCCUCCUGA
Passer domesticus (house sparrow) is the source of this 1221-nucleotide messenger RNA. It is a transcript of the gene ZC3HC1, whose product is annotated as zinc finger C3HC-type containing 1. Bases 1 to 1221 code for a protein of 406 amino acids. Gene Ontology annotation, cellular component: nucleus. The transcript is spliced from 8 exons. Gene Ontology annotation, molecular function: zinc ion binding. NCBI's taxonomy places the organism in Eukaryota, Metazoa, Chordata, Aves, Passeriformes, Passeridae. The record is from RefSeq and is a predicted model, not a curated record.